AUGGAGUCACCUCCCCUCAAAGUCACAUUUUCUUUCAAGGCAGGACAAGGUGGUUCUGGCGAUCCAGAGCGUCGGGAGUUCUGGGACUCCCCUGAUACCAUCGAAUGGUUUAAGCUCCGAGGAUACACUCUGUACCAGCGUGGAUACGCUACCUAUUCGACGGGGGCAACAUUGCCAACGGACUCGUCGUAUCCUGUCUUCCCCCCGGAGUCCGACAGCGAAUUUGUUGAUGUCGAGUAUCCAUAUUCAUCGUAUGAUGUUAGGGUCAAUGUCUGGGAGGGUUUCCCACCUCAACCUCCCCUUGGCGCCUGUGAGACGACUGGAAAAGUUGUGUUUGCACAAGACACGCAUAAGCGACAUGUUGCGAUUAAAAUUGUGCAUGCUGACACGGACGAGUACCGUGUGCUACGAUUUUUGAACCAGCAGAACCUCGAGGUUUUGAAGAAGAGCUGCAUCCUUCCUGUCCUGGAAUUGCUACCCAAUGAUGGAUUCUGGUUUGCUGUUAUGCCGAGAUGGGGGCCGGAUCUUUUUCGUCCUUCCUUUACCUAUAUGUUCGAAAUCAUUGAGAUCAUGCAUUCAUGCUUGAAAGGAUUAAGCUAUCUUCACGAACAUAAUAUCGUUCACGGGGACAUCAGGUUUGAGAACGUGUUGUUAAGCCAUUUUUCCAACAUGUCAAAUGAAGAUUUCAACGAUAUAAAUGUAUGGUGUAAAGAGCGUCGAGAGAAUAGGGUAAUCCGAUACGCCCUUUGCGACUACGAUCUCUCGAUUAUGUUUCCGCCUACAGCGAAUAAAACGGAAUGCCGACUCCCCCAUUACGAAUCCUGGGGCACGUUCAAUCUAAGCUACGAUACAGCAGGUGGGGAGUACGACUAUGAUCCGUUUGCUUUGGAUGUGGGUGGGCUUGGUGUACAAUUUGCUCAGAAUUUCGGCCUUGCAGCAGCGAAGAUUCACUUUCUGGCACCAUUGAUCGAUAAGAUGACAACAUGGGAUAUCAGUCAACGAUUCACGGCAUCGGAGGCUCUCAUAUUUUUUGAAGAACGUCUAGCGGAAGUUCCAGAAGAGGAACUCCGUGAUUACAUCGGAGCUAUUAGCCCCCAUAAGGCCUAUUUAGAAUGGGACAUAUGGGCUCGUGUUCCUGCAGAAGUUGCAGAAGAUUGGAAAUCAUACAGGACCCCACCCAUCCCUUGGCAUCUACAAACAUUCCGCUUCUUGGACCGACACUUGUCAAGAUUGAACCCCUAUAUCCUCCCUAAGACCCGGUUCUACCUCUCGUGUCUGGCAUCUGUGUUUAAAACAGUUUACAGUUUUGUUUUCUCCUCAAAAAUUGCGAUUUAA
Molecule: messenger RNA, 1335 nt
Organism: Psilocybe cubensis
Lineage: Eukaryota; Fungi; Basidiomycota; Agaricomycetes; Agaricales; Agrocybaceae
Exons: 7
Coding region: 1-1335 (444 amino acids)
Biological process (GO): mitotic DNA damage checkpoint signaling; protein phosphorylation
Cellular component (GO): nucleus
Molecular function (GO): ATP binding; protein serine/threonine kinase activity
Source: RefSeq, a predicted model, not a curated record